Molecule: messenger RNA, 504 nt
Organism: Amoebophrya sp. A25
Lineage: Eukaryota; Dinophyceae; Syndiniales; Amoebophryaceae
Source: the annotation of a GenBank genome assembly
CAGAGAGGAGGCGAGAGACGAGGUUAGGAUGGGAAGACGAACAAAGAGUGAGCAGUUACUUAUCUAAGUAGUUCUUGUAAUGUUAUCUACUCAUAUUUAUAAUCUUCUUUGUCGAUCAACGUAGUGCCCUCUAUUAGAAGGAAAAACAACCGGUCAGUUACUACGGGUUUUCCCUCGUAGUUCUCCCUUGUUCACGAGUAUUAGAUAUGUAAACUAUAUUUAUUACAUAGUUACAACAUCACUGGGCAGCUGUUGCUCCUCUUCCUCAAGAUAGUAAUUGGAUUAUAUUAGAAGGACCACAAGGAGGAGGAGCACAACUCUUACUAUGCACGUCCUCUAGACUAGACUCUUCUUCUAAUAAGUACUACGUUGGGGACGAUGAGACCGCGAGAGAUGUAGUCAAGGAAUUUGGUGAAGUUAUCAGCAAGUACGCGGCCAUGCAGGAGAGUUCUCAGUCUCAGAGCAGGGUAAAGGAAGAGGAUACUUUCGGAUUUUGGUGGAACG